Caenorhabditis remanei is the source of this 1242-nucleotide messenger RNA. RefSeq lists its product as uncharacterized. Gene Ontology annotation, molecular function: protein binding. The transcript is spliced from 6 exons. Bases 1 to 1242 code for a protein of 413 amino acids. The record is from RefSeq and is a predicted model, not a curated record. NCBI's taxonomy places the organism in Eukaryota, Metazoa, Nematoda, Chromadorea, Rhabditida, Rhabditidae.
AUGGAAAAUGAAGAGAAAAGGAUCAAUAAUACUCUGACCGAAUGGACAGUCGAAAAGUUUCUUGAUAUGCGCAAAGAGGUUUUGGAGAGACAGAAGGAUCUUGAAAAGUCAAAUAUGGAAAUGGUUGAGAAACUCAGAUUAUGCGAUGAAAAAAUUGAGAAACUGGAAAAGGAACUUCAACCGAAACUGAAUGAAACCGACAAGACACUGAAACCAGAAAUAUCGCCGGAAAUGGAAGAGAACAACGAUACUGCAGUUAUCACCACUCAGGAUUUUCAGGAAAACGACGAGGAAAUGAUUUCGACAUCUGGAAAGUAUUUUGUGUUGAAGCAUACAUUCAACAACGUGUCUAGCUUCGAAGAUGGCACCGAUUAUUUUAGUGAGAAGGAAGAACAUUUUGGUGUUCCAUGGAAAAUUCAGGUGGAACGGUACAAUGGAUUUCUCAAAUUAUAUCUCAGAAACGAAUUACUUCGCAAUACUGAGAAAAAAUGGGAAAUUGAAGUUGAAAAUGAAAUGAAAAUAGUGUCUCCUAGCUCCGGAGGAAGGAAAGAGAAAAGAGAAGAGAAGGCUCGAGAUGUUUUCAAAAGUGACGAUAAUUUCACUGGAUGGGGAUAUUCACAUUUCAUGGAAUGGGACGAACUGGAAAAGAAUUUCGUGUUUGAUGACUGUUUCUGUGUUGAAAUUGCAGUGAAAGUGAAAAAGAUGACAGGAAUUUACAAACAAAAUCUGAGAAGUUUCGACAAAACAAUGGAACAAUAUUCGGAUACCGUUCUAAUCGUCAACGAUGAAAAGUUUUAUGUUCUGAAAUCGACCCUUGCCACGGAUUCUCCAUAUUUCAAGACUUUGUUCAUGAGAAAAUUCAAUGAAGCACAGAAUACUGAGAUCAAACUGUCUGGAAUCGAUCCGGACGAUUUUCAGAAGUACCUCGAAGUUCUUUAUGGAGAACAAGCGAUCGAUGAAUUAACUGUCGAACGGAUCCUUAUGGUGGCUGACAUGUACGACACCCCACUGGCCAUUAAGAAGUGCGAGAACUUUCUACAGAAGGAAUCGAAGAAAACGCUGAAAAAGAAGGUGGAACUGUCUAGUCGAUACAAGUUGGCUGCACUCAAAAAACAAUGUCUCGAGGAGAUCAAAUCGGUGGAUGAUUUGAAAUCAGUUAUUCCCGGAGAUGUUCACGAUUUGAACCCAUCGAUCAUGGCAGAGUUAUUUCAAAAAUCACUUUCUUUUCAUAAUUCUAAUUAA